AUUUGUUUGUAAAAUAUGGAUCCAAAAGGAUAAAUCUAGUAGUGCCAUGAACUCAUAUCAGCCCAUUCUUCUUGUGUUGAGGAUUAGGAAAUUCGUUCACCAUAAGGUUCACACAGUAAUAAUGAUUCAGACUCUUCUUUCAGUUUAGCAGAGCAAGAGAGGGAAUGUAAGAAAUUGUUAACAUAAUCAUCAAAUGAAUAAGAGAUGACAAAAAGAAGAAGAGGUAUAUAAAUAUUAUUUAAGUUUUAAAAGCAGGUAAACAUGGUCUUAAAUAUGCAAAAAUUACAAAUGAUUAGAGAGAAGGUUUGAUCAAAUAAGUCACAUCAACUGGAUGUACAAUAAAAAGUGCAGCAUAAUAACUAGGAAUCAACUUCUCAACUGCUAAAGCAAUUAUGUAGAUUUUCAAGAAAGAAGGAAGAUCUUGUAAAAAAAUCAUUCGUAAGAACAAAAAAAGACAAACUUAAUUGUGCAAAAGACCCUGCAUAGUAACCAAAGACUAAAGUAUUAAAAUAUUUUUAUCCUAAUCUAGCUAAUCGACAAGAAAAACAAUUAGUCUAAUAAACAGACAAAAUUCUUAAAGAAAUGAUACAAUAACCUAUUUCGGUCCUUGAAGACAAAAACUAAUAACAACUUGUACUCAUUCAAUAACUGACAAAACAAGUAUUAUAAAGUUUUAUUAUUUUAGAAUUUGUUAUAUUAAGGUUAAGUGUCCAAUCUAUUUCAAGACAACCUUAUGCUAACCUAAAAGUACUAGUGUCUAUGUUAGUAGUAUUAGUAAUUGUAGAAUAUGGUACAAAAAUUAUAUAUAAAUUUAGAUGUAAUAAGUAUUUAUGUAAACUUAAAGUCCACUAGUUCCAUUCAAAAUUUGA
Molecule: messenger RNA, 869 nt
Organism: Paramecium sonneborni
Lineage: Eukaryota; Ciliophora; Oligohymenophorea; Peniculida; Parameciidae
Source: the annotation of a GenBank genome assembly